UAAGAUUUUAAAGAAAAUUUUCCAAAAACAAAAUUUCAAUACCGCAAUUUUUGUUUUAUUUGGCUGAAAUUUUGCAUGUAGUGUUCUGUUAUAACUUUCAACAACUGUGGCAAGUACGGUAGAAAUCGGUCUAUAACCUGAUAUAGCUCCCAUAUAAACCGGUCUCUCGAUUAUCCCUGUUCGAUGCGGCCCUGCAUAACUUAGCACGCUUUUGCUUGUUUAAAUUUCAAUUGAUGUUAUUAUUGCACUUUUGACAUUUGCAUUCGUAUUUGGCAUUUUCAUUCGCAUUGCUUUUAAGUUCAAAUAUUCAUUUGGUCCAGCCCAACAAAAACAAACUAAGUUAACGAAUACCACUAAGUGUCUUGCGUUGCAACAGUACCUUUCUUCGUUAAUUGUUUACUCUUCCUAGUGGACGGGUUAUAUCGUGAAAAACAUAAAAAUAAAUAAAAGCUGUUGAUGAAAAUAUUACGACACAAAGAAAGCAGAUCUCAAUUGUUUCAUGAUGAAAUUGAAGUUGUCGCUCGGGCCCGAAAGUGUGCAAGGGAAGUUGUUUGGAGAAUGAGAAGGAACGACUCGAUACAAUGUUUUUGAUAGUUUAGUUAAUGGGCAUUUUUAAUAUUUCAAUACUUUGUUGUUUUUUGGUUCAUUAUAACGUGGCCAUGCCAGGACAGACAUGGUAGGAAGUUUCAUUUUAUCCUUGAGCCCUGAAACAAACCAACUGUUCAAAAAGCUGCGCAAACGAAAUGGGAAAAGAACAGUGUAUAACCGGCAGUCAACCACCAAAAGCAUACUGAACCAUGUUUUUUGUGGUGCCCCACGAUUGUCCGGUUCCCAAGGCAACAGUGUCAAAACCUAAAUAAACACACACACACACAAGCACAAAACUCGUGCCUCUUUUAACAAUGCCUACACGUUCGGCGAGGACAACAAGGACAACGACCAGACUCAAGUGGUGGUGUUUGUAGUGUUAGCUCGUUGCCGGACAGACUGGCGUUAGUUGAUUGCAAUCGAAACGUUUUCAUCGCUCGUCCUUCUUCAAGACAAGGCUGGAGCGGCCUACUUCUAGAAGCAUUUGCAUGAAAAUUUAAAAAACCCAGAAGACCGAAAAUAUCAUCGGAUAUCUCGUCGGCGGUUUUUUAUUCGCUGUGCUAAAUACUUGGAAAACAUUGCUUAACUUAAAUGUGGACGUCUGUUUGGCCUGGACAGCUGCUACAUCUAAGUCCUUGACGUCGACCCACCCGCAUAGCGCAUAGCGGUGGGAAAUCGCCUAUGUUCGCCUCAGUUUGCAGAAGUAACUGCGUAAUUGCGGUGGCCAAAAGAAACAUUCCAGCUAAAAAUUAAUUACAUUCUGCAAUGAGUGCGGAAAUUGCAAGUGACGCCAGUGGCAUCACAACAUCCACCAUGGAGGAGAAUCCAAGUCAAGCAGCUGCACAGCCUGCACCACCGCCUCCACCCACAGCCGCCGGCCGACCACCUACAUCAUUACUUUUUUCGCGUGGAAAUUUAGUUAGCAGCCGCCUGGGAGGUGAUAAAGGAGCACAGGCACGUCCUUCCACGUCUGUACGUGCCGUGGGCUAUGCGGCCAACAACAGUGGCUCGGCUGGGCAGCGCUUUGAUCAGUUCUUUGUGGAGAAGGCCAAACAACAGACACUAUCCUCAGCAAAUGCCGCAGUGGUGGCCAAAAAGGAAGUGAGUCCCCAAGUGAAGUAUAAAAAUCUGGAAGCUAAAAUUGUGAAGUUGCUGGAGUCGUCCAUUGUGUUGGCAGCCAAAGCUUCGUCGGCCAAUAAAUUGACUGGCGAUUCAGUUGGACAGGAUACAACUACGGCCGAAAUGAAAGCGGCAGCAGGUGAAGCACUAAACAAAGCAAAGGAGGCAUUUUCUCUUGACCGAACAUUGCAUAGAUUUCGUGAUCAACAUGGGGAGAAUAUUUUCCAUAACUUCGACUUAACAUAUGCUGUCUUUUUUAAUCUGGCCGAGCAGUACGAGAGGAAUGACAUGCAUAUUGAGGCGUUGAACACCUACAGCAUCAUGACGAAGAACAAAAUGUUUCCGCAUGUGAAUCAGUUGAAGUUGAAUAUGGGCAAUAUUUACUAUCGCAUGGGCAUGUAUCCGAAGGCGAUUAAAAUGUAUCGCAUGGCCCUGGAUUCGGUACCGAACAACUUGAAGCAGUUGCGUCUGAAAAUCACCCAAAAUAUUGGCAUUCUGUUUGUGCGUAUGGGUCAAUAUGCUGAUGCUGCGGCCAGCUUCGAAUUUAUCAUGUCUGAGAGAGCGGACAUUCGCAGCGGCAUCCAUUUGAUUCUCUGCUACUACGCCAUGGGCGAUGUGGAUAAAAUAAAGAGCACUUUUCGCAAUUUAUGUGAUGUCCAGCCAAUGGAGGCCGAAAAGGAUUUGGACAACGAGAACAGCAUACUCAAGCUGCAACAACAUGUGGUCAAUGAACAGCAAAGUAACCACCAUCACCAGCAGCAGCUACCGCCUCAGCAAUCCCAGCGCAAUUUACAUCAUCAGAAUGGAUUCGAAAAUUCGCCAACGGCCGAAAUAGAGGUAAUCAAUAGCGGAAACGGCAGUGGCAGUGGUAAUGGUGGCGGCAGUUUCGAUAUCGUUGACGAUAAGCACAACAGCGAGAAUGGAGGCGACGGAGGCGCUGGUGUUGGAGUCGGCAUUCCGAACGAUACCAACGACCACCGCCCCAAGACUGGUUUAAGGCCUGUCGACCGUAAUGGCUACAUAUUUCAAUCGCUGAAAUCCGACGAGCUGGCAAUUUAUAUCAAGCAACGUAAAAACAAUGAAAAACGCGCCAUAACAAUGAUUGUCGAUUUAAUUUCUCCCAUCAUUGAGGAAAACUACAACGAUGGAUACAACUGGUGCAUUGAGGUCAUUAAAACGUCCAAUCUAUCAUGGCUGGCCAGCGAAUUGGAAUUGAAUAAGGCUUUGGUCUAUCUGCGUCAGAACGAUGUCAAUCAGGCAAUUGAAACUCUGCAAAUGUACGACCGCAAAAGUGAAGGAUCCAUGACGGCCAGUGCGCUCACCAAUUUAAGUUUCAUUUACAUCAAUUUGGGCAAUUUAGAAAUGGCAACACAUUGCAUCCAGCAAUUAAAUGAGAUUGGGGCGUUACAAACGAAUGCCAUGGCUUUGGUGAAUGCCAGUAUCAUCGAUUAUCAGAAGCAGAACUAUGCAGCCGCUCGUAACAAACUGGAAAGAGCUCUCCAAAUUCAAUCCGACAACUUUGAGGCCAACUACAAUCUAGGCCUUGUGGCCAUGCAGGAAAAUGACUUUGCAUUGGCUGAAGAACAGUUUGAGAACUUGAGGGCACAGCUAAUGGUUCCACACUCAGUGCAACACAGCCAUGUAUAUUACCAGUGCGCAAAGUUGCAAGAGAAAUUGAAUUCAAACACCAUCGGCGGAGGAAGUUUUAAGCUUAAUAGUACAUCGACGGCUUUGCAAUCCUAUCUACAGGUCUUGGGAAUAUCGGCAGGAGAAAUAGAUUCGCAUUUAUUCGAGAAAGUCGGUUCCAUCUAUGAGCAGUUGAAUGAUCACCAAGAAGCCAAUCAGUAUUACAAUGAAGCCUAUCGUAUAAAUCCCAGUGACAUCAGCAUUGCCAGUUCUAUUGGGUCCUACUACAUUAAGCUGCAAGCAAUAGAGAAGGCACUCUACUAUUACGAACGAGCUGUCCUAGCCGAUCCUAAUGAUCCGAAUUUAAUGCUGCGUAUUGCCAGUUGCUUUCGCAACUCCUACUUGCCCCCCAAACAGUAUUUGGGAAUGUUUGAGAAAAUUUACACCCUCUUUCCAGACAACUUGAACUGCGUGAGGGCCUUGGUACAGGUGACCAAGAGUUUGGGAAUGCCAGAGCUAAAUGAGAAAUACACAUUGGAAUACGCCCGUCUGCACAAAGCUCAGACGGAAAGGGAAAAUGAGCAGAGGUACCAACAACAGCGUCUUUCGUCAGCUGCCUCUGGAAGACUAGGCAGUAGUCGAUUAAAAGCUUUUCGAAAUGAUAGAAUCCCUGAUUUGGAUGGUGGCCUAUCCAACGCCAUCUCAGAUAAUUUUAAUGGUGACCAUUAUGUUCGCACUUCGGAAACUGGACAUUCAGUGGCCCAGCAUACUGAUCCCCUUGGUCCUCCCGCAGAACGACCUCGUACUGGCGCCAUAAAGCACGACAUAUCCGCAGACUCCGACGAUGAGGAAUUGAAUGCCGAGAGCUUGUUGCCCAUAUAAACGAUAUCAACAAGCGAACCAACUACCACAGGAAUGUAUUUAAAAUUCAUCACGGCAAUAAGUAGAAAAUAAUUUUGUACUAUUUUCACCAUUUUCAUAUAUUCAUUUAUAAUUGUAUAUAAAUAUAUUAUUACAGCGGAAAAGGUACGAAGCUGACCUGCAUAUACCACUGUCCGAAAAAUAAAUAAAUUCGAAAUCGCCUGCAAUGGUUACUAAUAGUA
Stomoxys calcitrans (stable fly) is the source of this 4436-nucleotide messenger RNA. It is a transcript of the gene nompB, whose product is annotated as intraflagellar transport protein 88 homolog. Gene Ontology annotation, molecular function: kinesin binding. The transcript is spliced from 10 exons. Gene Ontology annotation, biological process: intraciliary transport; non-motile cilium assembly. The coding region runs from base 1354 to 4215 and encodes 953 amino acids. Gene Ontology annotation, cellular component: ciliary basal body; ciliary base; centriole. The record is from RefSeq and is a predicted model, not a curated record. Lineage: Eukaryota; Metazoa; Arthropoda; Insecta; Diptera; Muscidae.